UAUUUCUUGCUUGAAAUGUGGGAGGAUAUUGUGAUAUAUAAAGUCUAAUUCAGCUAAAACUUUGAUGGAGAAUCAAUUGAAAGGGACAUACAUAACUGUUCGCUUUGCGAACCACAGCCCAGUCCUCCACCCAAUGGAACAUGGCUAUUCUUUCCUCUUUGUCAUUGUGUGGGAGACCCUUGCAUUCGAAUCCCCAUUGCAGCAGCAGCCCUCUUUGUCUACUCCUUCGUUCGGUCUUUCUGUUUCUUCAGAGCUGAUCUUCUAAUCCAGGUGGCACGAGGAAGAUGCCAUCGCUGAUUGGUGAGCUUGCGCCACUCCUGCUGUGGAUUCUAAGCUUGGGAUUCAAGGUUGUGAAGUUGGGUUGCUCUAACGUGGUAUCGUGAUUCCUGGCAAAAAAAUGUGAAGGUUUUAUCUUGGUUCUCUGUUUGAGAAGUACAAUUGGUCUAGCCUUUGUAAUCUUUUGCUGGGAAAGAAUUGCUAAUAUGGUCUCAACAAGCGGCAGUCAUGAUGCAGCAUGCUUUGCUGCAGCUGAAAAAAUAUUAUAGCUCAAAGCAGCCUGGUGAUGGACUAGCCUCUAAACAGCACAUUCUGUAUCUUGGCUCUGCGCAGGUGGUUUUGACUCUCGAGCGAACCAUUGAUCAAUGGUUGCAUUAACGAUUGGUGAUCGUGCAACAAGUGACAUUGUUGUCAGGCUAAGGACACAUGAAGGUCGGGAUGAUUGGUUCUACUGCCAUUCUAAUAUUCUCAUAGAAAAGAGCAAGUACUUUGCUGAGCGUCUCUCUGAGGAUUGGCCUACAUGCCAGAUAAUUGAUUCUCGUAACUGUGUAGAAGUCUACUGCCAAGAAUUGGAUUUUAACUUUCACGUGACUGCCCUUCGCUUGCUUUAUAUGAAAGGGCCUUUGAAAUGGCAUGGAGUAAGAAAUGCGCUUGGCGUCCUCCAAGUUGCCAUCCAUCUUGGUUGUCAUCAAAUGGCAAGUGAUUGCAUGGAGUAUCUAGAAGCCGUUCCAUGGGAGGAGGCUGAGGAAGAGGAGAUUUUAAAGACAAUUCCAAACCUAGGAGAACAGUACAAAGGCAUUUUAUCUCGCCUUCAACCAGUUUGCGAUACUUCACUUAUUAGGAUUUUCAUCUUUGCAAUCCGAUUCGCGACUUCAUCGCCCCCUAUAUCCAUGCGGGAACUGAAAACUUCUGCUCAGGAGCAGCUGGAGUACUUGCUCACUGAGGACGAUGACCCCCCUCUUUUUGCCUUGGAUGAUGAGUUCAUAAGGUCAAUUGUGAAGGAUUGCAUUAAGAGCUUGUUGUCCAGAUUUGACAGUUUAAUUGAAUCUAUGUUGACUGGAUCAGUUGAUACUGUCUUGGAGAGAAAAGCCCAUGAAUUUUGGUCGCAUCUAUGCGAUAUGUCGUGGAUUUGUCAGAUACUUGGCAAGAUAGAAAUGAUGAAGGAUUUGGUGCAUUACUGGUUGGAGACAUCUGCAAACAUACUUAGAGCAUUUGAGCUCGUGAAAUCGGUUUCUGACGACAUGGACGUUGAAUUAAAAUUAGUUGAGGUGGUUUCCAAGGUGCUGGAGGCCAUUGGAUUUGGUAAUGCCGUUGUUCCUACCAUGGGCAGGAUUAGCAUGGUGAAGCUUUGGCUUCCUUUUGUGCAGGGAGUGAGGGCUUCGAUAGAGCAGGAUAAAAUCAGAAGUGAAGAAGACUCACCAGCUAAGUUGGAUGGUGAGAUUUGGCAGGGAAUGGAAUCAGCAUUUGUUUCAAUUAUUCUCACUUUACCAUCAUCAGAUCAAGCGGCUAUUUUAUCAGAUUGGUUAAGAUCUGAAUAUGCUGGGUAUCCGGAUCUAACUGAGGCUUUUGAACUCUGGUGUUACAGGAGCAAGGUUGCCAGAAGAAGACUUGCUAAUUUAGGUAACCCUGGUAAUGGUUCUUAAGUUGUCCUUGUUUGAUGGAGGAUGAAGAUGUGAAGAGUGUUGUGUUGAGAAUUGUGUUAUGAUCUCUUAGUUGCAGGAUUUCGUCAUGCAUCAAUUCAUUAGAACAAACACAGAAUAUUAAAAGUUGCAGUAAAAAUGAAGUUUGGACUAAUUUUUUAACAACCUUAAGGUAAUGUGGUAAUUUGAACUUAA
Phalaenopsis equestris is the source of this 2111-nucleotide messenger RNA. RefSeq names its product BTB/POZ domain-containing protein At3g05675. The record is from RefSeq and is a predicted model, not a curated record. The coding region runs from base 642 to 1919 and encodes 425 amino acids. The transcript has 5 exons. Lineage: Eukaryota; Viridiplantae; Streptophyta; Magnoliopsida; Asparagales; Orchidaceae.